GGCACAGAGACACAGAAACAAAACACUGGGUCUGGACUCGCUUCCGUGUGAUAAGGCAAUUAUUCAACCUGGACUAUAUUCAGAAGGCUAAUUAAUACAGUUGUGGAUGUAUAUUUUGUUUGAUCCUAUGACACUGGAUAACCUUUUCCAUCAUUUGUUGUUGACACAUAUUGGGAACGUAUUGACAGCGGCUUUCUUUUCUUGAGGAGACGCACACAUACUGUAUGUGAAUUCUCCUCAGAUACACAUACUAUUCGUGUAUCUUUCUCCCCUAUUUAAUGUUAACAGAAGGGAUUAUGGCGAAACAACCUCCAUCCCCUACCACUCCAGUAUUUUUUACCCGGAUCAGUGAUCGAGAUCUGACUGAGAUCGAGCUACAUUCUGUGGAGUCCAUCAACGACCUGCACCGCACCCACCCAGAGCACAACCACAAAGGCAGCAGACGACCUCCCCUUCCUCCUGCUCCCUCCACCAAUGGGAACCUGCAUCUCCGGGACAGACCAGUUGUCUAUCAGACAGGGCAUCCAAUGAGAAGCCGAUGGCAGAGCACGCUCCGAGACCUGUUGAUGCCCACCUCGUUCCGAUACACCAUGGGGUGUGCAGUGACAUCAUUGAUGCUGUUGACGCUACUUCUUAUCUUCUGUUUCUUAGUGCAGCAGGGUAGCGCUCUCCGGUCCUUAACUGAAGCAGUGAGGGAGAGACAGGCUGCGACCCUAGAGGUCUCCCAGCUCAUCCAGGAGCUGCAGGUGCUGCGCCACAACCUCACAGCCAUCACGGGAGGAUCCUGAGGAGCAGAGGUCACAGAGAGGAACACCCUUCACCCCUGGACCCUGAAAACCCCGUCCUAGUGGCCCCCUGGACACUAAUGUAACACCAACUGUUAACUACCUGCCCCAACAUCUCCACUCAAGUCAAAUCCCUGCCCUGCACAUGGUAUUGGAACUUGGGCCCAUCCAGAAACAACCCCUACUGCCAUAUGCACAACAGAGCCCGGGAGUUGGAACCCACAGAGAAUGUUUCCAUAUACUAUACUGUAUAUUUAUGAGUUGUUUGAUUUGCAAGACAAAAAGGAGAA
Molecule: messenger RNA, 1075 nt
Organism: Salvelinus fontinalis (brook trout)
Lineage: Eukaryota; Metazoa; Chordata; Actinopteri; Salmoniformes; Salmonidae
Exons: 4
Coding region: 279-788 (169 amino acids)
Source: RefSeq, a predicted model, not a curated record